CCUCUGCCACCCUCCAGUUGCUGCCCACCGUGCAGUUGACGUUGAACUCCGAGGAGAUCGAACCCGGUGACGUCAUCGAUUCAUCCCUCCUCCACCAUGGGUCCGCGGAUUCACCGAGCGAUCCCCCCGUCUGAUCACCGUACGCGGUCCGAUUCUCGCCCAGUUGCGCCUCCCUCGGACAGGCCUGAUUUCGCCGGCACCACCGUAGCGAGACCUGCCACAGGACCCUUCCACCCGGCGCGAUCCUAUCACGGCCGUUCGGUCGAACCGACAGACGCGCGCCCGUUCGUGGACGCUACUCGGAAAGGGAAGGCGCGGGCCCCGAACAUCACUCCUCGCCAAUGCCGGCAGACCCAUCCCGGCAUCCGUCUCCUGAUCGGGGUGCCUCAGACGAGCUCGAUCCUAGUGGUGCCGUAGAUACUCUUGACGGCGACGUCCACGCUCGGCUGGCGUCCCUGUCUUCAUCCGCAGGAGACGUGUACCGACAGAACCUUUGCAAGCUGAACGAGGCCUUCCUGGAGC
Molecule: messenger RNA, 522 nt
Organism: Laetiporus sulphureus 93-53
Lineage: Eukaryota; Fungi; Basidiomycota; Agaricomycetes; Polyporales; Laetiporaceae
Exons: 1
Coding region: 97-417 (106 amino acids)
Source: RefSeq, a predicted model, not a curated record